Molecule: messenger RNA, 1949 nt
Organism: Sesamum indicum (sesame)
Lineage: Eukaryota; Viridiplantae; Streptophyta; Magnoliopsida; Lamiales; Pedaliaceae
Product: putative serine/threonine-protein kinase PBL19
Biological process (GO): protein phosphorylation
Molecular function (GO): protein kinase activity; ATP binding
Source: RefSeq, a predicted model, not a curated record
GAGAUGGGAUAACAACAAAAGAAUUAGCAUUUAUUAAUCACCAUCAGCGUCUCUCCACCUCUCUCUCUGUUUCUUGCAUUAAAUUCCCGGCUCAUUUUGUUCAAUCACUUCUUCUCUUCCAUUUCUUGCUUGAACAAUUCAUCAGGUUUCCUUCGCUCUUCAUCCAUUUUCUAUUCCCCCCCAGCAAAGGGUUUCCUAUGGCUGUUCUGGAGUUCAAAGUUGAAUCUUGAAGACUCCUUUUGGCAUAUAAGGGAGAAAAAAAAAUGAAGUGUUUCUAUUACUUCAAGGAUAGAAACAAAAGUAGAGUACAGAAAUCAGCUCCAGUUCUGAACAGCCAGAGCAAAUCUGAUAUAUCAGAAACUGACAGGGUUACCAAGAGUUCUUGUUCAGCUACUUCUCCUCGCAGUAUACCUGAAUUAUAUGAGGAGAAAGCUCAGAAUUUGAGGGUUUUUACAUUCUCAGAGCUAAGACAGGCAACUAAUAAUUUCAGUAGAUUACUUAAGAUUGGUGAGGGUGGUUUUGGAUGUGUUUACAAGGGAACCAUCAAGCCUGUUGAUGGAAAGGGUGACCUUCUUCUGGUUGCUAUCAAGAAACUCAAUAGGGAUGGUUAUCAGGGUCAUAAACAAUGGGUAGCAGAAGUGCAGUUUCUAGGUGUUGUAGAACAUCCAAAUCUCGUCAAACUCAUUGGAUACUGUGCCGUGGACGGAGAGAGAGGUAUCCAGAGGCUACUCGUUUACGAAUACAUGACGAACAAAAGUCUCGAAGAUCAUCUCUUCAACAAGGCUUACCCUACUCUGUCCUGGGAUUGUAGAUUGCAAAUAGUGCUCGGGGCAGCUCAGGGACUGGCUUAUCUGCACGAAGAACUAGAGAUCCAGGUUAUAUAUCGAGAUUUCAAGUCAUCGAACGUGCUGCUGGACGAUAAUUUCAAGCCAAAACUCUCUGAUUUUGGGCUUGCCAGAGAGGGUCCUACGGCUGGUCACACUCAUGUUUCAACUGCAGUUGUCGGAACAUAUGGAUAUGCUGCUCCCGACUACAUAGAGACAGGACAUCUAACUUCAAAGAGCGACGUUUGGAGUUUUGGUGUAGUCCUGUACGAGAUCUUAACCGGCAGACGGUCCCUAGAAAGGGACCGACCAAGAUCAGAGCAGAAACUGUUGGAGUGGAUUAAACAGUACCCUGCUGAUAGUCGGAAAUUUGCCAUGAUAAUGGACCCAAGACUUGAAAACAAGUACUCUCUCAAUGCAGCUCGUAAAAUCGCUAAGCUUGCCGAUAGUUGUUUGGUCAAAAGCGCAAAGGACCGGCCAAAGAUGAGCAAGGUGGUCGAAACGUUGAAGCAAAUAGUUCAAGUUUCUGGCACAGCCAGCCCUCCAACAAAAUUCGUUGAGGAAGUCGAAGAUAAAAUGACUGACGAAAAGCCCACGAAGCAGAUGGGGGCCUCAGAGUCAGCCAAGAGACGUAUGGCACACUUGGCCAAGAUAAGCGAACACAUUGGAGGAGUAAGCAGGAGGAGGUUUAUGAUCAUGCAGAGGGCUAAAAUAACAUAAAAAAAGGUGGUCGGUUUUCAGUCAUUAGGCCUUAGUUGCACAGACAAGUAUGGUUCCUUUUGAGGUUGUCAAUGGUAGAAAUACAGCAGCUGAAAUACAUGCAUUUGUACUGGUGUUUCUCUUCUUCUUCUCCUCUCUCUCUCUCUCUCUCUCUUUCUCUCCUUUACUUUUUUUUGGGUUUUUGGGACCAGGUUUUGAGUUGUUUGAUCAGCUUACAAGCUCCUGUUCUGAAGACUUUGUAGAAAGAGACAAUUGUAAUAAUGUUCAAGUGUUGAUAGGCUCUUUUUGUGGGAAUGGAAUUCUCAUCUUUCUAGUAGUUGGGAAGAGAUUCUACUGGACAACACUGGAGUAUGGGAGUGCCCAUACGAGCUUCUGCUUUUAGAAAAGUGAUAAUUUGUGCACAAA